Messenger RNA from Populus trichocarpa (black cottonwood), 5713 nucleotides. RefSeq lists its product as uncharacterized. Lineage: Eukaryota; Viridiplantae; Streptophyta; Magnoliopsida; Malpighiales; Salicaceae. The transcript has 3 exons. Gene Ontology annotation, molecular function: nucleic acid binding; RNA-DNA hybrid ribonuclease activity. The record is from RefSeq and is a predicted model, not a curated record. Gene Ontology annotation, biological process: DNA integration.
AUGGUGACCUUGUUUGCAAAUACCUUCAAGGCACCUUAUUAUGAGCAUUUAAUGGGUAGCUCCUCUCAGCAUUUCUACGAUGCGGUGCGCAUAGCUGAAAGGAUAGAGCAAGGGAUUAAAGCUGGGCGUAUAGCUGAGCCGUUGGAGAAGAAGGGUUUUAUUGGAAGAAAGAGGGAAGGUGAUAUUAACAGCUUGGAAGGUGGAUACAAAGGCAAGAGAGUAGAUUUCCAUAAUCCUCAAGUACCUACCUCUCAAUUCUCACGCAUAAACUUUAACCAACCUUUUUCCCCUAAUCGAACAAAUAACCAGUCAAACUACCAAAAUCACUACCAAAGACCCCAUACAAGAUACACUUCAGAACAACUGUCACCGUUACCCAUGUCUUUGAAGGACAUGUACGCCAAACUGUUGAGUAUUGGACACAUAGCUCCUAUCCCUGCACUACCAUUGCAACCACCAUUCCUAAUUUGGUACAAGCCUGAGUUGACUUGCGAGUACCAUGCUGGUAAUCCCGGGCAUGGGAUUGAAACUUGCUACGCUUUCAAGAAGAGGUUGUUGGAGCUUAUUAAGAUGGGAUGGGUAUCCUUUGAAGACAAGCCCAAUGUUAAUUCAAACCCAUUGCCUAAGCAUGCCCCAAAUAGUAGUGGAAUAGGCAUGAUCGAAGUGGGAAAUCAAUGCAAGGUGUUGAAGGUGUCCAUGAAGAAGUUGUAUGACAUGUUGGUACAAUCAGAAUUUCUAAAGACAAAGGUGGAGAGCCAUUUGGAGGGAUAUGAUUACUGUGAAUACCAUGGAAGAGAUGGACAUCAUAUUGAGGAUUGCAUCGAGUUUUGCGAAAAGAUUGCAAAAAUGCUAAAAAUGGGGGAAUUGAGGAUUGAACCCAUGAAGAGCUGCGGUGAGGUGAGUAUGAUGGAAGGUCAAGAUGAGAUGACAGGAGUAUGUAGGAUCCAACAAAUAGCUAAGGGGCCACCAAGGCUAAUCUUGGUCAAACCUUCAUGCACAAAAGGAAACCACAAUGCCAUGCAUUACAAUUACGGUUAUGCCUCCAACGUUCAAACUCCACUUCCCUUGUUCCAAACUGAGAUUAGUGGUUUGACUCGGAGUGGUCGUUGCUUUACGCCCGAGGAGUUGAGGAAGGCAAAGGGCAAAGAAGUAGUAGAUCUUGACAAAGCACUAGAAGUUAAUAAGCCGGUAACGGAAGAGGAGUCGAAUGAAUUCUUGAAGUUGAUCAAGCAUAGCGAAUAUUGCAUAGUAGAUCAACUAAAGAAGACUCCAGCUAGGAUCUCCCUUAUGUCCUUGAUACUCAGCUCUGAGCCGCAUCGAAACGCCUUGCAAAAGGUAUUGAAUGAGGCAUAUGUACCCCAAGACAUUGAACAUAAAACCAUGGAGCAUCUAGUGGGGAGGAUCCAUGCAACUAAUUACCUGUACUUCACAGCUGAUGAGCUUGAUGCUGAAGGUACCGGACAUAACAAGCCUUUAUACAUUACGGUUAGGUGCAAGGACUGCCUCAUAGGAAAAGUACUCAUUGAUAAUGGCUCGGCCCUUAACGUGUUGCCAAAGCACAUGCUGGAAGAAAUGUCGAUCGAUGAAUCCCAUAUAAAGCCAAGUACUAUGAUGGCCAGAGCGUAUGAUGGCUCGCCUAGGCCAAUAAUUGGGACUUUAGAAGUGGAGCUAUAUGUGGGACCACAAAUGUUCCUAGUAACACUUCAAGUUAUGGAUAUUCAUCCUUCCUAUAGUAUGUUCUUAGGAAGACCUUGGAUUCAUACAGCGGGGGCUGUAGCUUCAUCAUUGCACCAAUGCCUGAAGUAUAUCAUGAAUGGGAUGUUGGUAACUGUCAAAGCUGAAGAGACAAUAUCCAUGAUAAAGAAUGUGGCGGUACCUUUUAUAGAGGCAUGUGAUUGCAAAGAUAACAAUAUCCAUGCUUUUGAGAUUGUGAACACUGACUGGGUGCCGGAGAACACGGUAUUAAGAAGGCCAAGGAUCUCAGAAGCAGCAAGGAUGGCAACUCAAUGCUUCUUGGAACGCGGGAUCCCAUUUCAGUAUAACCCUAUCACCGGGAUACCAGAAGGUGGUAAUUCGGCAAAGAUAACAUGUGUUGAUCAAAGAUUUGGGCUAGGAUAUAAACCUAACCAGGAGGAUCAUCGGUGGGCUGCUGGAGCCGAAAGCCUUGGUCAAGAACUGUCAAACAUGGGCAUAAAUACCUUGGGGGAAAACAAGGUGGAAGGAGAUGACAUGAAGACGGUAGCAAGAAAGGGAGAUGAAGCACUCCCACAACUGACAGUCUACACCAUAGAAGAAGUCUCCGCCAAGACCUUUGUGCCUAUGGAAGAAGAAGAGUGGGAUGAGAGCAAUAUCAGUGAAUUCACUAGGCUAGUAGAACAACAGGAACAAACUUGGAAACCUGCCGCGGAGGAACUCGAAACCAUCAAUGUGGGCAGUGAUCAGCUCAAGAAAGAGUUGAAAAUAGGUACCUUAAUUACUGCUGAACAAAGGAUAAAAAUGAUCACCCUAUUACAAGAAUAUGCAGAUGUCUUUGCUUGGUCCUAUGAAGAUAUGCCUGGUUUGGAUACAAAUAUUGUAGUACACAAGAUACCGUUGGAAGAAGGUUGUAAGCCAGUUAAACAGAAGCUGAGGAGGGCCCACCCGGAUAUCUGGAUCAAGGUUAAGGUAGAACUCGAGAAGCAAUGGGAUGCCGGCUUUCUAGAAGUAGUUAGAUAUCCACAAUGGGUAUCUAACAUUGUUGUGGUGCCUAAGAAGGAGGGGAAGAUUAGAGUGUGCGUGGAUUUUCGGAAUUUGAAUAAAGCUAGUCCCAAGGAUGAUUUUCCUCUACCACACAUAGAUGUUUUAGUGGACAACGCUGCCCGGAGUGCCACAUAUUCCUUUAUGGAUGGUUUUUCAGGAUACAACCAGAUAAAAAUGGCUCCGGAAGAUAAGGCAAAAACAACUUUUGUCACACCUUGGGGAACGUUCUGCUACAAGGUCAUGCCAUUUGGAUUGAAGAAUGCAGGAGCAACCUAUCAAAGAGCAAUGGUGACUUUGUUCCACGACAUGAUGCACAAGGAAAUUGAGGUGUAUGUGGACGACAUGAUUGCCAAGUCUAAAAGGGGAGAGGAUCAUGUUGAAGUUUUGAGGAAGUUGUUUGAGAGGUUGAGGAAGUAUGAAUUAAGGCUCAAUCCUGCAAAAUGUUCGUUCGGAGUUAAAUCGGGUAAGCUGUUAGGAUUUGUGGUAAGUGAUAGAGGUAUAGAGGUGGAUCCGGAUAAAAUAAGGGUCAUCCAAGCUAUGUCAUCCCCUAAGACGGAGAAAGAAGUAAGAGGAUUCUUGGGAAGGUUAAACUACAUUGCUCGGUUUAUAGCUCAGCUAACAACGACGUGUGAACCCAUAUUCCAACUACUAAGGAAAAAGAAUCCUGGAACCUGGAAUGAGGAGUGUGAGGAGGCAUUCAAUAAAAUCAAGCAUUAUUUACAAAGUCCACCUUUACUGGUUCCUCCGGUAUCAGGAAAACCUCUAGUAUUAUAUCUAACAGUAACUGAAGCAGCCAUGGGAUGUGUAUUGGGUCAGCAUGAUGAAACCGGAAGGAAGGAAAGAGCUAUUUAUUACCUAAGUAAGAAAUUCACUGAAUGUGAGUCUAGAUACACGGAGAUAGAAAGGCUUUGUUGUGCGUUGGUGUGGGCGGCAAAGAGGUUGCGACAUUAUAUGUUAUACUAUACCACUUGGUUGAUUUCAAAAGUGGAUCCUCUGAGGUAUAUUUGUAACAAGCCCUUUCUCUUAAGUCGAAUUGCAAGGUGGCAAGUUUUAUUAGCAGAAUAUGACAUAGUAUAUAUGACAAGGAAAGCCGUAAAAGGAAGUGCAAUCGCGGACCAUCUGGCCGAUAAUGCUGUUGAAGAUUACGAACCUUUGGAUUUUGACUUCCUUGAUGAAGAUAUAUUGUCAAUAGAGAAAGAAGAAGAAAAGACAGAUUGGUGGACGAUGUUUUUUGACGGUGCAGUGAAUGUAUAUGGUAACGGGGCCGGUGCGGUAAUAAUCUCUCCUGAUAAGAAACAGUAUCCAGUUUCGGUUAAACUACAUUUCGAGUGCACUAACAAUACAGCUGAGUAUGAAGCUUGUAUCCUCGGUUUAGAAGCGGCAUUAGAGUUGAAGAUAAAGAAGUUAGAUGUAUAUGGAGAUUCAAUGUUGAUUAUUUGUCAGGUUAAAGGGGAAUGGCAGACCAAGGAGGAAAAGUUGAGGCCGUACCAGGAAUACCUAUCCACGCUAGCAAAGGAAUUUGAAGAAAUUAGAUUCACCCAUCUGGGAAGGGAGGGGAACCAUUUUGCGGAUGCUUUGGCCACGCUAGCUGCUAUGACUACCAUUGAUCUCAAGUGCAAGGUAUAACCGGUACACAUUGACAUUAGAAAUGACCCAGCUCACUGUUGCUUAGUUGAAGGAGAGAUAGACGGACAUCCUUGGUAUUACGAUAUCAAGAACCUUGUGCAAAAUCACGAAUAUCCGGUGGGAGCUUCCAAAACGGAUAAGAAAACCUUGAGAAGGUUGGCUAUAGACUUUUAUUUAGAUGGAGAGAUUUUGUACAAAAGAUCAUUUGAUGGAACCCUGCUAAGGUGUUUGAAUGAGGCAGAUGCUAGAAAGGCAUUACGGGAGGUCCAUGAGGGGAUUUGCUCAACCCAUGCUAGCGGGCAUAUGAUAGCAAGGAAAAUACAAAGGGCUGGUUAUUUUUGGAUGACGUUAGAGAAAGACUGCAUCGACUAUGUCAGGAAAUGUCACAAGUGUCAAGUUUACAGUGAUAAGGUCCAUACACCGCCAGCUCCGCUGUUUAAUCUAAUAUCUCCUUGGCCAUUUGCAAUGUGGGGAAUUGAUGUAAUCGGUCCGGUUAACCCAAAAGCUAGCAAUGGGCAUAGAUUCAUCCUCGUGGCUAUUGACUACUUCACCAAAUGGGUGGAAGCUAAUUCGUAUGCCCAUGUAACACAGAAGGUAGUGAAGAGGUUUAUAGAAAAGGAUCUGAUUUGUCGAUAUGGUCCUCCGGAAAAGAUAGUGACCGAUAAUGCACAGAAUUUCAAUGGCAAAAUGAUAGUGGAGUUGUGUACCAAGUGGAAGAUCAAGCAUUCGAACUCCUCGCCAUACCGACUGAAAAUGAAUGGCGCAGUAGAAGCCGCCAACAAGAACAUCAAAAAGAUUAUUCAGAAAAUGGUAGUCACGUAUAAAGAUUGGCAUGAGAUGUUGUCAUUUGCUCUCCAUGCAUACCGCACUACAGUUAGGACCUCGACAGGAACUACCCCAUAUUCUCUGGUGUACGGUAUGGAAGCAGUGAUGCCUUUGGAAGUAGAAAUCCCGUCGUUAAGAGUGUUGAUGGACUCCGAAUUAGAAGAGGCCGAGUGGGCCAAAGUGAGACAUGAGCAACUGAACCUGAUCAGUGAAAAGAGGAUGGCCGCAAUAUGUCAUCACCAACUUUACCAGAAACGAAUGGCCAAGGCAUAUGAUAAGAAGGUUAGACCGCGGUUGUUUCAAGAAGGGGAUCUAGUAUUGAAGAAAAUAUUGUCGUUACCCGGAGACGAUCAAAGCAAAUGGGCACCAAAUUACGAGGGUCCUUAUUUAGUAACGAAGGCAUUCUCAGGAGGAGCACUGAAGUUAGCCAGAAUGGAUGGAGAAGACCUAGCUCGACCUGUGAAUUCUGACUCUGUAAAAAGAUAUUAUGCUUGAUGUAGGCUCCUAAAUCAAUAAAGCAAAG